AUGGGAAAAUUUGAUGUUUCACUUAUUCGAUAUUUAACUGCAGAAGAUUAUCGAGUUUUAACAGCAAUUGAAAUGGGUAUGCGUAAUCAUGAAUUAGUGCCAUUACAAUUAAUAGCUGUUAUAGCAUCACUUAAACAUGGUGGUUGUCAUAAAAUUUUACGUGAAUUAGUUCGUUAUAAAUUAGUUGCAUAUGAUGCAACAGCAAAAAGAAAAUCAUCUAAUAAUGAAGGUUAUCGUUUAACAAAUCUUGGUUAUGAUUAUUUAGCAUUGAAAGCACUUUCUUCAAGAGAUAUUAUCUAUUCUGUUGGAAAUCAAGUUGGUGUUGGAAAAGAAUCAGAUGUUUAUAUUGUUGCCAAUGAAAAUGAUGAACAAAUGAUUUUAAAAUUACAUCGUUUAGGUCGAACAUGUUUUCGACAAUUAAAAAAUAAACGUGAUUAUCUUAAACAUAGACAAGCUUAUAGUUGGUUAUAUCUUGCAAGACUUGCUGCAAUUAAAGAAUUUGCUUUUAUCAAAGUUUUACAUGAACAUAAAUUUUCUGUACCAAAACCAAUUGAUUUGAAUCGACAUUGUGUUGUUAUGGAAUUGAUUGAUGGUUAUCCAUUAUGUAAUAUAAAAGAUAUUGAUAAACCAGGAAAAAUUUAUGAUGAAUUAAUGUCAAUUAUAGUUCGUCUUGCAUCUUAUGGACUUAUUCAUUCAGAUUUUAAUGAAUUUAAUUUAAUGAUAAAUGAUAAUGGUCAUAUAACAAUGAUUGAUUUUCCACAAAUGGUAUCAAUAUCACAUAUAAAUGCUGAAUAUUAUUUUGAUCGUGAUGUUCAAUGUAUUCGAGAUUUUUUUCGACGUCGAUUUCAUUUUGAAACUGAUCUUUAUCCAAAAUUUGCUGAUAUUAAACGUUUACAUUCACUUGAUAAUGAUGUAAGAGCAAGUGGAUUUUCAAAAGAAUUAGAAAAACAAUUUGAACAAGUAUCCGAAACAAUAGGUCUUAGGCAAGAUGUUGACAAUGAUAACCAUUCAGUUGAAGAAGAAAAUGAUGAUGAUGAUGAUGAUGACGAUGAUGAUGAUGAAGAUGAAGAAAUAGACGAAGAACCGACAUCAUCUCUUCCUGAAAAUGAUGAAAUGAAUAAAUUAACACAAAUGAUUGAUAGUAAUCAUCUUUUAUCAUCUCCUAUUCUCGAUGAAAAUGAAAAUCAUCAAUUUAAACCAUUUCAAGAUGAUAAUAAACAAGAAUUCGAAGAAAAUAAUGAUCAUGAUGAUAAUCAAUCAACAAUAUCAACAUCGCAAAAAUUAGCGGAAUUAUCAAUAGAUAAAAAUUAUAUACGAGCAAAAGUAAAACAAACAUUAAAGAAAAAAUUAAAACAACAACAUCGUCGUUUAUGUACUAAAGGUGAAGCAGCUUUAGUUACAGCACAACGACGUGAUCAUCGUGAUACUAUUCAAUUACAUCUUGAAUAA
Messenger RNA from Rotaria sordida, 1449 nucleotides. Lineage: Eukaryota; Metazoa; Rotifera; Eurotatoria; Philodinida; Philodinidae. The record is from the annotation of a GenBank genome assembly.